UUAAAAUGUUUCGUGUAACUGACUUAAAGUUAAGGGAUCUUAAGAUGUUUUAUGCAACCAGGCGCAGGAAUACAUGGUGUUUUAUUGUAUUACAGUUUAACAUUGAAAACUGUAAUACAAGUGUCUAAGUAAGUAUGGAUUUAUAGGAAUUUAUAUUUUAAAAGUAGAAGUCCAUAGAAGUGUUGGAAUUAAUUUUAUUAACUGUAUUUAUCAGAACGAUUGGCACUUAUUUCUAGUACUGUUAUUGUUACAGACAAAUGAUCAGAAUUAUUUCAGAAAGUGUUGCAUUCAUAAUAGCUCAAAUGUAGCUCUGCACCCCUUUCUCUUCAUUAUCAUGACUGUUUACACUGCAGUUCUUUUAAUGUUCAUACUGAGUAACAUUUGCACAUAUAGGGGAGUUGAGUCUUUUUCUAUAACACACUGUGUUGAAAAGGAAUGACUGCAUUUUACAAAAUAAUGCCCAUUGUCCUACACAUUUAAAGGAAUUGAAUGCGUUCCGUCAUGUCUCUUUCCAUCAUUUGUGAAAACCCUUAUUGCUGAAACAAAAUAAUUAUUUUGUUCUAUGCUGGAAAUCAACAGCAGGGUUGUUUUAUGUAAAAUAAAAGAGAGAAGAACAGUAAUAUAUUUGAAACAACAGUGGGCUGACAUGAAACACGUAUGUUUCAUUUUAAAUUCAAUAUUUCCCAACUCUAGUUCAUAUUGUGAUAGUUUUGCUCUAUAUCUUGGCUGUUGGUACUGAUCUAAUCUGAGUGAACCUCUGCUUACAGUAGUUUACAUGGUAGGAGGCCCAAUUCUCUGAAAUUAAUAAGGUGGAACAGAGUCACUGAGGCUAAAAAGCUUAAUUUUUAACAGGAUUGUAUGUUGUUGAUGAAUCUCUAAGGCAACAUUCCCAUUGAACAGCUAUGAGGUGAGAGAGCCUUUUCAGUUUUAUUUUAGAUUGUUAUUUUCCAGAAAUGUCUCAAAAAUAGGCUAGUAGCUAUUGUUGACUUGGUUGAAAGUACGAAAAAACAGCAAAACAGAUAAGCUGGUGAAGACUGAGUAGAUAUUAUUGUUGUAUCUUUCUUUUGGGAAAAUAGCCCAAUAAUUUAAGAGCAUUCUUUUUGAAAUUGUAUUGGCAAAUCAACGAAAGUGUGGCUGCUGUGCCUUGUGUGGAGCCGAGACGUCACAAUGCCAAGUAAAGCACAAGAGGGCUCCCUUGCGACAGGGAUCCCUCAACUGACAAAGGAUGCUGUGAUCAACCUGAAGUCUGUCCAGGAGAUGUCCAGGGAGCUGGGGUUUGAGUGGACUGUUCUGGCCUACGAGCUGGGCUUCUCCAGGACUGAGGUUCAUCAGUUCCAUACCACAUCCACAGAGAAGACGGUCCAGGCCAGAAGCAUGCUAGAGUGCUGGCCGGUGGUGGCUGGUCCGCUCCAGCAGUCUGAGGUGCGAGAGGUUCCUCCGCCCCCUCUGGACAUCGAGGGGGCCCGGCGUAUACUGUGCGAGCCAUCAUGGACUGCCGAGAUCCUGGGUGCCGGUGGAGGACAUCCUGGACCCUUCCUUACUGUUGGAAUUUCACCGUCUCCACCCAGAUCGCCCUGCGCGUCGUCCUUGAGGCCGGUGUCGGCGCGUCGGGGGAGGUACUGUCACGACUUCCACCGAAGUUGGUGCCUCUCCUUGUUCGGACGGCGUUCGGCGGUUGUCGUCACGCCGCUUUUUAGCAGCCACCGAUCUACGUUCUUUUUCCAUUUGUUUUGUCUUGAUUGUACACACCUGGUUCCCAUUACGUUACAAUUAUUUCCCUAUUUAACCCUCAGGUUCCCAUUAUGUUUUGUGCGUGAUUGUUCCUUGUUGAGUGUUAGUCUUCUGUAUCAUGGUGUGUUUUUCCCUGCGUGGAAUUUAUGAUUGUUUAUUUUUCGAGUAAAGUACGUUAUUUUACUCACUUCUGUGUCCUGCGCCUGACUCCGUCCUCACCUCUGCACACUGACACUUGACAAGUUGGGUCUACUCUUCAUUAUAAAACAAUUGUUUUAAUGGUUUAACAUCCAUCAGAAGCUGCUAUCAAUUCAUGGUGGCUCUGAAUAAGUCUUGACGGAGACAGAGCUUGUUUUGCCAAGGAAAGUGAAAAGGACUGAGGGAAAGUCAAAUGGAAAUACAUGGAAAGGAACAUGGAAGAACCUCAAAGAACAUUGCAUUUUCAAGAUCAUGUAACAUCAAACAUAACGUCAAAAUGGAUCUCAUAUUCCUACCCUGACAGAAAAACCACAUGAUUUCAACUUACAUUUUAUGUGAAAUCAUGUGAAAACAUGUUUUGGAACACAACGUGAUCACAUUUUCACAUGUGUAGUUUAAUGUAAUCACAUGUUGCUUUACAUGUUAUCACAUUAUCUUCACAUAAGAUUACAGGAAAACAUGUUCACGUGAAAUUCAUGUGGUUUUUGCAUGAACGCCCUGCAGUUCCACACUCAAGGUUCUUAAUAAUGCUUUAAAAUGCACAUGUACGAUUGUGCAUCUGUAAUGGGUUGAAAACAAAGUCACUAAAAACAGACACCCAUUUAUUAUUUA
This is a messenger RNA of Oncorhynchus mykiss (rainbow trout), 2541 nucleotides long. The record is from RefSeq and is a predicted model, not a curated record. NCBI's taxonomy places the organism in Eukaryota, Metazoa, Chordata, Actinopteri, Salmoniformes, Salmonidae.